Molecule: messenger RNA, 639 nt
Organism: Salvelinus sp. IW2-2015
Lineage: Eukaryota; Metazoa; Chordata; Actinopteri; Salmoniformes; Salmonidae
Source: RefSeq, a predicted model, not a curated record
GGGCCUUUUGUGCAGGUGGAUGAACUGAUGGAGAGCUUCAGGAGAUGUACACUACAGAGACUGUAGAUGCAGCAGUAGAGUUGAUAACGGGCAGGCAGCCUGAUGCCGGCGGAGAAGGGAACGGCUCAUGGAGAACCAUGCCAUGACCAAGUCACUGAAAAGAGACCCAACGCAGACUCUGAUGAAGAGGAGGACAAGGGCGCUGUGGCCCCACCCGUUCACGACAUCUACCGCGCUCGCCAGCAGAAGAGGAUUCGGUGAACACACACUCACUCAGACACACGCACACUUGGGAUGGACUCUGUACAGGAAUGUAACCCAUUACGUCAAACCUUUUAGGGCAAACAGACUGGUCUGAAGUUUGUCUGGAAGAUCCUUUAUAUCCAACCGUCGURGGUCCCUCUACACACACCUGUGUUUGUUUUUUUGUUCUUGGUGUUUUUUUAACAGUUUUAUUUUUUAAAGCUGGGUGACUAAUACUGUACAAAGUUUUUAAUUCAACCCUUAAUUUGACACUCAGCUGUUUGGCCUUGUGAAUCUCUGGUGAUGGACAAAUGGAAUCGACCUGUUUUUCUAGUCAAAUUGAGAGAACACAUUUCCUUCCAAUAAAAAGGGGAGAAAAGAACCCAAACAAAACUG